This is a messenger RNA of Hibiscus syriacus, 1017 nucleotides long. RefSeq lists its product as uncharacterized. The transcript has a single exon. The record is from RefSeq and is a predicted model, not a curated record. The coding region runs from base 190 to 882 and encodes 230 amino acids. Lineage: Eukaryota; Viridiplantae; Streptophyta; Magnoliopsida; Malvales; Malvaceae.
AUACCCGCAUUUUCUCUCUCUAAAACCCUUCUUCUUGUUGUUAGCCAAUCACUCUCGGCACUUCAAAUUUUAUGCCAUUUUGGCCCUUUAUAAAUUCCCAUCUUCUCUUCCUUCUACCAGCAACCUACUGAAUUGAAAACUAAGGUGUUUUUCUGUAAAUUCAUAUUUAUUUUUUAAUAUAUCGUGGUAAUGAAGGAUAACCAAGGCAAUAAGAAGAGAGAUCGGAAAGAGGCUGACGAUAUUGAGUCAGAUGCUAACUCGGUCCCCAAUUUAAAACUUGCACGAGUUGAAAAGGAUGAUACGGAUGCCACUUCCGUGUCUGCCGAGGCUACUCAUGUCGAGCUUAACCCAGAUGAUGAAAGUGUUCAGUUGCCGGAGACAAAACAUAUCCCGGAGGAUUUGCUGAACAUCUUAGACGAUUCCGAUUUGUUCUCAGGACCAGUUCCUGCGAUUCAGGGACUUGACUCGGUCAUCAAAAGUUUCGAAGAAGAGAUCCUAAUUCCGGGCCAAGCGGAGUUACCGGAAAUGAUAUUGAAUUUCGACGAGCCACGGCCGGAGCUCGGUUUUCUGUUCGAAGCUUCGGAUGAUGAUCUGGGUUUGCCGCCGAGUUUCCCGUCGGUCGAGGCGGAGCAGAUAUUUGAAACCGCCUUGGACGUGGAGGAAGGAGGUGUUUCAGGGGGCAUUGGAUUUGCGGAAAUGAUGGGGAAUGAGUUCCCCAUUCCGAUGUACGACUCGUUUGAAUUCGGAAUCGGCGGCGAUUCGGGUACCAACAACAAUAUCCAUAGUAAUAGCGGCGAUUUUGUGGCGUUAGGAGGUUUGUUUGAACCCGCAGCCGAUAUUUCGGAGCUGACGUGGCGGCCUGAAUCGCUUCCCGCCUUGUAGUAAUAAAUAAAUAAAUAGAAGAAACAAUCGAAACGCGGCUCGUUUCGGUUUCGUAUGAUCAACGUGGACAUGUAUAUUUUUCAUGGUAAAUUACAUAAAUAUAUACAUGUGUCCGGAUUUAGGUUUAAGCCAAAA